Molecule: messenger RNA, 1395 nt
Organism: Tarenaya hassleriana
Lineage: Eukaryota; Viridiplantae; Streptophyta; Magnoliopsida; Brassicales; Cleomaceae
Product: heparan-alpha-glucosaminide N-acetyltransferase
Exons: 13
Coding region: 64-1188 (374 amino acids)
Source: RefSeq, a predicted model, not a curated record
GCGGAGAAGGAGAAGGAGCGGCUCGUCUCUCUCGACGUCUUUCGUGGGGUUACAGUUGCGUUGAUGAUACUUGUGGAUGAUGUUGGAGGGAUUUUUCCAUCUAUCAAUCAUUCGCCUUGGAAUGGCGUAACCCUAGCAGAUUUCGUCAUGCCCUUUUUCCUCUUUAUCGUCGGUGUUGCUCUCGCCUUUGCUUAUAAGAACUUGUCAUGCAGGUAUUCGGCAACAAGGAAAGCGGUUCUUCGGUCACUGAAGCUCUUUUUACUAGGCCUUUUUCUCCAAGGAGGCUUCAUUCAUGGACUUAACAAUCUAACUUAUGGUGUAGAUGUCGGACAAAUUAGAUUCAUGGGCAUAUUACAGAGGAUAGCAAUCGCGUAUUUAGUUUCUGCACUAUGCGAGAUUUGGCUGAAGGGUGAGAAUAAUGUCAACUCAGAGCUAGCGGUGACAAGGAAGUACAGAUUUCACUGGGUGGUGGCAUUUGUUAUUUCGACCGUAUAUCUAUUCUUGCUAUACGGACAACAUGUCCCUGAUUGGGAGUAUCGGGUUUCUAGUGAAGAUUCUGCAUCAUUCUUGGUCAAAUGUGGUGUAAGAGGUGACACUGGACCGGCUUGCAAUGCUGUUGGAAUGAUCGAUCGUACGUUAAUGGGCAUUCGACAUUUGUACAGGAAGCCGAUAUAUUCACGGACCAAGAAUUGCAGUAUAAAUUCUCCAAACUAUGGCCCUUUACCUCCAGAUGCUCCUUCUUGGUGUCAAGCACCUUUUGACCCUGAAGGCCUCUUGAGUUCAUUCAUGGCCAUUGUUACAUGCCUGGUUGGUCUGCAUUAUGGCCACAUCAUUGUUCAUUUCAAGGACCAUAAAAAACGUCUGAAUCAAUGGGUUAUACUCUCUUCUUGCCUUCUGAUGCUUGGUCUUGCUCUCGAUCUCCUCGGGAUGCAUCUGAAUAAGCCUCUUUACUCCUUCAGUUACACUUGUGUCACAGCUGGUGCUUCUGGCUUUCUCUUCUCCCUUAUCUACUUGAUGGUGGAUGUGUACGGAUACCGACGAUUGACCCUCGUGUUGGAGUGGAUGGGAAUGCACGCGUUGUCCAUCUACGUUCUUGUAGCUUGCAAUGUUCUGUUUCUGUUCGUUCAUGGAUUCUACUGGAAGACCCCCAGAAACAAUCUCCUUCGGAUAAUCGGAAUCGGCAAGUGAAGCAAGUGAUUGAAGAGAGAGGUUAAUGAUAACUAUUGGUAGUUCUGUCGGCUCCCAAGAACUCAGAAAGCUAACCAUUCUUUAAGCAGCUGAAGCUGUGUACAUGUUCAAGGAAACACGCUUUGGUCUGAGAUUUUCAAUCUCCGUCUUUAAUCUUUAUUAUGUAAAUAAAAGGAAAUAUUUGGAAAUGAUCUUUUUAUUAUUUCA